Molecule: messenger RNA, 4917 nt
Organism: Ctenocephalides felis (cat flea)
Lineage: Eukaryota; Metazoa; Arthropoda; Insecta; Siphonaptera; Pulicidae
Gene: pcm
Product: 5'-3' exoribonuclease 1
Biological process (GO): nuclear-transcribed mRNA catabolic process; rRNA catabolic process
Cellular component (GO): nucleus
Molecular function (GO): RNA binding; 5'-3' RNA exonuclease activity
Source: RefSeq, a predicted model, not a curated record
AUGGGUGUGCCUAAGUUUUUUAGAUACAUUAGCGAACGAUAUCCUUGUCUGAGUGAAUUAGUAAGAGAAAAUCAGAUACCACAGUUUGACAAUCUCUACUUGGAUAUGAAUGGGAUUAUUCACGUGUGCUCACAUCCAAACGACAAUGAUCCACACUUUAGGAUAUCCGAAGAAGAUAUUUUUAAGAACAUAGCUCAUUAUAUAGAAAUUUUAUUCCGUAUGAUACAACCGCAAAGGUUAUUUUUUAUGGCUGUGGACGGGGUUGCACCCCGAGCUAAAAUGAACCAGCAGAGGGGAAGAAGAUUCCGUUCUGCAAGAGAAGCCCAAGACUUGGAAGAUGCAGCUAGAGCAAAGGGCGAAGAGUUGCCGACAGAGGCUCGGUUUGAUUCAAACUGCAUCACUCCUGGUACAGCAUUUAUGGCCAGACUUCAAGAGUUUUUAAAAUCGUUUGUUAAGAGAAAAAUGAAUUCUGAUUCCAAUUGGCAAAAGUGCCGUGUGAUACUCUCAGGACACGAGACUCCUGGUGAGGGCGAGCAUAAAAUAAUGGAGUAUAUAAGAUAUUUGAAAGCUAGUCCUGGUUAUGAUCCCAAUACAAGACAUUGUUUGUAUGGUCUCGAUGCUGAUUUAAUUAUGCUUGGGCUUUGUUCACAUGAGCCUCAUUUUUCGCUCUUAAGAGAAGAGGUGAAAUUUGGCAAACAUGCAAACAGUCGGAACCCAACUGCUGAAGAGACUCGAUUUUAUUUAUUGCAUUUAUCAAUAUUACGUGACUAUCUGCAGCAGGAGUUCAUAUCGUUGAGAGAUAAUUUGCCGUUCAAGUACAAUUUAGAGAGUAUUAUAGAUGAUUGGAUUUUUAUGGGCUUUCUAGUCGGGAAUGAUUUCAUACCUCAUCUACCCAAUUUGCAUAUUAGUUCGAAUGCUUUGCCUUUGCUGUAUGAUAUUUAUAAGGAAGUUUUGCCCACAUUGGACGGUUAUAUUAAUGAGUGUGGCGAAUUAAAUUUAGAAAGACUGGAAAAGUUUAUGGAGCGUUUGGCUGCUGUAGAUAAAAUGCAAUUUAGUGAUGUUAAUGCCGACUUGAAAUAUUUUGCAGCUAAACUGACUGAUAAUGCUUGGGUUCCUGAGCAUAAGAAACAAAAUGAUGGUAACAGUUCUAAGUCAAAGGACUUGCAAGCUUUAAUUUCUGCUGUUGAUGACAUGUUUCUAGAUGAUGAUUCCCCUGACAAUUUCGAUGAAGACUCUAUGAGUUUCGACAUCAGAGACAAAAACUUGAGCAACAUGACCGAUGAAGAAAUGUUAGAGGAGGAGUUUAAUUUGUACAAACGAGAUUAUUAUAUAAACAAAUUAGGAUAUAAAGAAGUCACACCUGAUGUGUUAAUGGAGCAAGCCGAGUGUUAUAUUCGAGCUUUGCAGUGGACGUUGGCGUAUUAUUAUCGUGGUGUCUGCAGUUGGGGAUGGUUUUAUCCACAUCAUUACGCUCCGUUUAUGAGCGAUGUUAAAAACUUUGCUAAUUUGGAUUAUUCGUUCGAUCUGGGCGAACCUUUUCUUCCAUUCGAACAGCUGUUAGCAGUUCUGCCUGCAGCAAGUGGGGCACUACUACCUGAGCCUUACAGGAAACUUAUGGUGUCAUCGGAUAGUCCUAUAUUGCAUUAUUAUCCUACGACGUUUGAAACUGAUUUGAAUGGCAAACGUCAGGAAUGGGAGGCUGUUGUAUUGAUACCCUUUAUAGAAGAGGAAAAAUUAUUGGAAUCGAUGGCUCGACAGAAGCACCUUCUAUCCCCCGAAGAAGUUGCAAGGAACAUCCAUGGGCCAAUGUUGCAAUACGAUUAUAUUCCUGGUUCUGAAACGACAUUUGCAUCCGAGUACCCGAUGCCCGAUCUGACGGCUAACAUUCCAAAAAAAGCGCCAGUUCUUAAUAUUACGGAAGUUUUCAGAUCUGACGUCUAUGUUCCGUAUGAGAAAUUAGUUUUGGGGCCUGUUCCUGGUGCUUCUUUCAGUACUUACUUUCCUGGAUUUCCGAGCAUGAUCUAUAUCAGCUAUACAUCUAGGUUGGAAAAGGGUCAAGUCCGCGUCUUUGAGCAAAUGACCCGAAACGACAGCAUGAUAAUCGAGAUCAAAAACGACACUGCCAAAACUGACGCCGCCACAAUAGCCCAUAGGGUUCUCAAUCAAGUCGUUCACGUCCAAUGGCCUCAUCUCAUAGAAGCCAAAGUCAUCGCCGUCCUGGACGAAAACCACAAAUACUAUUUGAGAAACGGUUGGCAAUUCGAUAAGCAGGAACACACUCACCAGUCCAGGAGCGAAUUCAACAGUUUCCGAAAGAGUAGUAAGAAACACUUCUUCGAACGAAUGGGCAUCGAUAUAGGGGAUACAAGUAUUAUUUUACAAGUCGAACAGUUGAAGAACUAUGCUUAUGUUUUUGAGAAAAAGGGCAAAGUUAAGUUGGAGAAGGAAUGGUGCAGCAUACCAUCUUACCAUCCUUUGCAAACUUGCGUAUUGAAAUUGAGGGUGCAGAAUAUCAAGCAUAAGGAGUACCAAUCGAUUUUGGAUGUUUUUUCAAAGAAUCAAAGAGUCUAUUUGUUGGGUAAGCCUUAUUAUGGCUCCGUGGGUCUGGUGCACGAUCUGGACGAGCAAUCGGGCAGGUUGAAGAUCGGUGUCGUUAAUGAGGAAGAACCGGAUUAUUUGGAACUGAAAAAAAUGCACAAUGAUAUUCUAAAAAGCUAUUUGAACGGGUACGAUUCUGCUGCAAAAUUAGGUAUUUCAAAUUAUCUGCUGGGACGUGUAACAGGAACAGUCUACCUGACCUCAGGUUCAAAAGAUAAAUUUGAUCAGCAGGACACGACUGUCAAGAAAUAUAACAUUGGUUUGAAUUUGAAGUUUACGAAGAAAAAUGAAGAGGUUACUGGGUAUUCUCGAAAAGUUGGAAACACUUGGCUGUAUUCGGAGCAGGCUCUCGAUUUGAUAGCGAGUUACAUGGAAGAAUUUCCUGAAAUAUUCAAACUACUCAACCAAAGUGGUUACAGCGACAUGAUGUACGAAAGUGACCUUUACCCCGAAGAAGUUGGUACUGGAAAACUGGACAAAAUCUUGGAAUGGUUAAAAGCCCAACCGUACAAUGAUGCCCUUCGAAAAAGCUGUGAUUCUCAAGCCCUGACCACUGAUAUUGUUCGAGAAGUCAUUGGCAUAACUAACCAACCUAGAAAAAAAAUCAGUGUUACGAUUGCUGUUAAACCGAUCCACUUGUACGUUCCUGGACUUCAACCUGAUGCAAGGGCUCCUGAUCCACUAGCCGUGUUCAAUUUAUUCGACAGGGUUGUUAACGUGCGUCCAAAUCACACUGUGCCUUUAGGUUACAAAGGAACGGUAAUUGGUGUACACGUCUGUCGUGAUCCCAAUCCCAUACACCAGAAUGUUGCAAAUGCAGACCAGGAUAUAUUUUUGGAUGUUCUGUUCGAUAAAACAUUUCCUGCUGCUACUGGUUAUUGCGGUAUGGAGAAAAAGGAUGAGGAUAAUCAUUGUUAUAGGAUGACACCUCAGGCGCUGAUUAAUAUUACAUUUGGGGCUGAAUCUAAUACUGCCAAACUCCUGACAGUCAAGGGUCCAAAUAUUCCAUCUAAAGACAAACUUGCAAACGACAAUGAUUCCGAAGCAAGUGAACCAACUAUUAUCAAACUAACGGAAGAACAGGUUGUACAGCCUAAUCCAGCAGUUGCUUCGGCGGCACCAGAAAACACAAAAGAACCAGAGCCAGCUGGCAAGGUCUGUCAAAAUCAGGACGAGGCCAAAGUUAAUUCGCUAUUGAAUGAUGACGAUGUUAAGGAGUACCAGUUUAAGAUUAAUAAUGAUCCGGAGCAACGGAAACAGUUUUGGGAUGAUUUGCUUAAACAAAAGAGUAAUCCUGUGGCAGCUCUUCCAAGCAGUGACACAGGCACAGAAGCCCUAAAACAGAUAUUAGGAGUUGUUCAAAAGGUUCAAAAUCAACCAAUUGUUCAACAGAGUCCUCCUCAGCAAAAACCAAUCGAGCCACAAGCACAACAACGGCCAAGCUGGCAAGCUAAUCCUAUAUCGGUUCAAGAUAUGUUCAAGCAUGCUGCUAAUAUGGUGCCUUCGCCAGUCAAACAUGUACUACCACCACCACCGGUGCAGUGGUAUGGAUCCCCACAAAAUCAAAUGAACUAUCGUCCCAUGCAACAACCACAACACCACCAUCACCACCAACCUCAGCAGCAAUUUCGUCACCAUCAGAUGCCCGGAUCAUCUCCGAACCACCAAAAACCACCACCUCCUCAAUAUAACCAAAUGCCUGUGAAUCAGAAGCAACAGUUUUAUCAAAUGUCACCGAACCAGAAACAGCAAUUCCAUCAAAUGCCAGGACAUUCACCUCAUAAACAUAUAAAUCAGAAAAUGGUGAACCAGCAGCAAUUUCCUAAUUACAACAAUAUAAUAAGACCACCGGGUAAUAGUUUGAUGGUGCAUAAACCACAACAGCAAAAUUUGGUGGUGCGACCGCCGAAUUUGAUGGUGCAACAACCGAUGGUUCGACAAUCAUUCAAUAGUAAUGUUAAUAUGAAUGUCAGUAUUAAUGAAAAUCAGGAGGUUAACAGGAAUAGAAAUGCUAAGGGUGGUUUGCAAGGAAAAGCUGCAGAUGCAUCUCCGAGUGCAUUUAUACCAUUGCAGGCUGUUAGAAAGGCAAGAGUUUCUACUGGCAGUUGUUCAAAGGGUAAACUUGAACUUUCUCUUUCUCCGGCCGCAAGAGAGGAGGCCCUGCAGCAGCUCGAGAAAUUGCAGUUGAAGCAGAGAGAGAUUGAGAAGCAGUUCGAAAAGUUUUGUAGGAAUACUAGCGAUCAAAUGCAGAUCAUGGCAGGUCAUGAUGGUCAACAUGGACAUGCCAGCAAUACUGGACAGCAACAAAUGAAUAAUUCG